UUCCUCGACCAAAGGUAGUGCCAACUUAAAAAAUAAGACGACAGUGGAUAUAAAAGCCACAGCUAGGUCCUUUACAGAGCACCUUUCCUUGGCGACAGACAAUACACAUCCCACGGCCGGAGGUCGCCUAACCACGGCAACAUGAAGCUCUUCAGUGCUCUCGCACUACUAUCACUGGCCAUUCCGGCCUGCCUUGGUGCCGGAGUCAAGACAAUUGUCAGAGGAGGUGCCGCCCUACCCGGAACAGUAGCUGUAGCACCACUAAGUUCACUGCCCACCCCCCCUGCUGUCACCACCCAAGCGUGGUCAGUUCCGUCACCGGUCCGACCGUUAGUACAGUCGGCCCAAGCGUCACAGGCGGGCUCACCGGCACUGGCGUCGGAGGUGUGCCCGGAUCCCUCACUGGAUCUUUGGGCGGUCUCUCUGGCUCUUACCCUGGCUCCCUCGGUGGGCUCGGCGGCGGCUACUGGGGAAGCUACCCUGGCUACUUGGGUGGAUCACUGGGCGGCCUCUAUGGAUCGUACCCCGGUGGCUACGGUGGAUACCUCGGUGGCCUUUCCGGAUCCUACCCUGGCUACUACGGAGGAUCACUGGGCGGCCUUUAUGGAUCUUACCCCGGUGGCUUCGGUGGAUACCAUCGGUGGCCUUUCCGGAUCCUACCCUGGCUACUUCGGUCGAUCACUGGGCGGCCUUUAUGGAUCGUACCCCGGUGGCUUCGGUGGAUACCUCGGUGGCCUUUCCGGAUCCUACCCUGGCUACUUCGGAGGAUCACUGGGCGGCCUUUAUGGAUCGUACCCCGGUGGCUUCGGUGGUUACCUGGGUGGCCUUUCCGGAUACUACCCCGGAAGAUUUGGUGGAGCUCUGAGUGGCCUCUUCGGAUCCUAUCCCGGUAGCUUUGGUGGAGUCCUAGGUCGCCUUUCUGGAUCCUACCCAGGAAGCCUUAGCGGGCUUCUCGGUGGUGCCUACGGUUCCUAUCCUGGUAGCUUUGGUGGAUACCUCGGUGGCCUUUCCGGAUACUACCCCGGAAGGUUUGGUGGAGCUCUGAGUGGCCUCUUCGGAUCCUAUCCCGGUAGCUUUGGUGGAGUCCUAGGUCGCCUUUCUGGAUCCUAUCCAGGAAGCCUUAGCGGACUUCUGGGUGGUGUCUACGGUUCCUAUCCUGGUAGCUUUGGUGGAUACCUCGGUGGCCUUUCCGGAUACUACCCCGGAAGGUUUGGUGGAGCUCUGAGUGGCCUCUUCGGAUCCUAUCCCGGUAGCUUUGGUGGAGUCCUAGGUCGUCUUUCUGGAUCCUACCCAGGAAGCCUUAGCGGACUUCUGGGUGGCGUCUACGGAUCCUAUCCCGGUAGCUUGGGUGGAUACCUGGGUGGUCUUUCCGGAUACUACCCCGGAAGCAUUGGUGGAGCUCUGAGUGGCCUCUUGGGAUCCUAUCCCGGUGCCUUUGGUUCAGUCCUAGGUCGCCUAUCUGGAUCCUACCCAGGAAGCCUUAGCGGACUUCUGGGUGGUGUCUACGGUUCCUAUCCUGGUAGCUUUGGUGGAUACCUUGGUGGCCUUUCCGGAUACUACCCCGGAAGGUUUGGUGGAGCUCUGAGUGGCCUCUUCGGAUCCUAUCCCGGUAGCUUUGGUGGAAUCCUAGGUCGCCUUUCUGGAUCCUACCCAGGAAGCCUUAGCGGACUUCUGGGUGGCGUCUACGGAUCCUAUCCUGGUAGCUUUGGUGGAUACCUGGGUGGCCUUUCCGGAUACUACCCCGGAAGCUUUGGUGGAGCUCUAAGUGGCCUCCUCGGUUCCUAUCCCGGUAGCUUUGGUGGAGUCCUAGGUCGCCUUUCUGGAUUCUACCCAGGAAGCCUUAGUGGACUUCUGGGUGGUGUCUACGGAUCCUAUCCUGGUAGCUUUGGUGGAUACCUGGGUGGCCUUUCUGGAUACUACCCCGGAAGAUUUGGUGGAGCUCUGAGUGGCCUCUUCGGAUCCUAUCCUGGUAGCUUUGGUGGAUACUUGGGUGGCCUUUCCGGAUACUACCCCGGAAGAUUUGGUGGAGCUCUGAGUGGCCUCCUCGGAUCCUAUCCCGGUAGCUUUGGCGGAGUCCUAGGUCGCCUUUCUGGAUCCUACCCAGGAAGCCUUAGCGGACUUCUGGGUGGUGUCUACGGAUCAUAUCCUGGUAGCUUUGGUGGAUACCUGGGUGGCCUUUCCGGAUACUACCCCGGAAGACUUGGUGGAGCUCUGAGUGGUCUCUUCGGAUCCUAUCCCGGUAGCUUUGGUGGAGUCCUAGGUCGCCUUUCUGGAUUCUACCCAGGAAGCCUUAGCGGACUUCUGGGUGGUGUCUACGGAUCCUAUCCUGGUAGCUUCGGUGGAUACCUGGGUGGCCUUUCUGGAUACUACCCCGGAAGAUUUGGUGGAGCUCUUAGUGGCCUCUACGGAUCCUAUCCUGGUAGCUUUGGUGGAUACCUGGGUGGCCUUUCCGGAUACUACCCCGGAAGACUUGGUGGAGCUCUGAGUGGUCUCUUCGGAUCCUAUCCCGGUAGCUUUGGUGGAGUCCUAGGUCGCCUUUCUGGAUUCUACCCAGGAAGCCUUAGCGGACUUCUGGGUGGUGUCUACGGAUCCUAUCCUGGUAGCUUCGGUGGAUACCUGGGUGGCCUUUCUGGAUACUACCCCGGAAGAUUUGGUGGAGCUCUGAGUGGCCUCUACGGAUCCUAUCCUGGUAGUUUUGGCGGAUAUCUUGGUGGUCUUUCUGGAUACUACCCCAGAAGUUAUGGUGGAUCUCUGAGCAGUCUGUACGGUUCCUACCCCGGUAGCUACGGUGGGUACCUCGGUGGCCUUUACGGUUCCUACCCUGGAGGCUAUGGUGGAUUGGGUGGCCUGUUCGGAGGCUUCCCUGGUUACGGCGACCGCAGUCUUGGCAGCCUGUUCGGCAGAGGAGCUUACCCUGGUUUCUACGGAGCUACCACAUUGAACCUCAUCGGCAACCACAACUUUGGCCUUCUCGGACGAUACCCACCUCCACCUGGUCUUGGAGCCGUCGAGCGCCGGGGGCGAUUCCUACCUCAUCCCGUUGACAUCCGCACUACCACUGACCCCGUAACUGGCCACCCCAUGGUUCAGGCUGUCUACUUUGGAAACCUGCGUGAGCGCAUUGUGCCUGUACCAAUCCCAAUUGUACAGGAUGUCCCAUAUCCAGUACCAGUCCCCGUCCCACAGCCGUACCCAGUUCCACGCCCUGUCACUUUCCAAGUGCCCGUCCCAGUAGCACACCCAGUGCCAGUCCACACUAACACCGAAGUGCACAAGACCGACGUUGUGGCCGCCACUCCACAAGGCGCAGUUCUCCUCGACCGUCAAGUCACUGGCAUCCGACCAGGUGCCACCACCACCGUGUAAAGAACGCCCAAGGACAAAAUCAAGUCGCUUCAGUUCACUCCACGGAUCGGCCAUUAAAUGUGUAUUCGAAAUAAACGAAAUUUUAUCUGAAGAAAA
Molecule: messenger RNA, 3462 nt
Organism: Rhipicephalus sanguineus (brown dog tick)
Lineage: Eukaryota; Metazoa; Arthropoda; Arachnida; Ixodida; Ixodidae
Exons: 3
Coding region: 142-3366 (1074 amino acids)
Source: RefSeq, a predicted model, not a curated record